AUGUCAGAAGAGGGGGUCAUGCUCAAGGUCACUAAGGACCUUAAAGCUGCUGUCUCUGCCAUCCUCCAGUGCUACAGGGACAGGCAGGAGCCAGUGACCGAUGCCUGUGCUGAACUGCACAGACUCUGCGGCUGCCUGGAGCUGCUGCUGCAGUUUGACCAGAAAGAGCAGAAGAGCUUCCUAGGACCUCGAAAGGAUUACUGGGACUUUCUCUGUACGGCCCUGCGGCAGCAGCGGAGAGACACAGAGGCAGCCCGCUUCGUCUGCUCACAGGACAAGUUGAAGACUCCUCUGGGGAAAGGCCGUGCCUUCAUCCGCUUCUGCCUGGUCCACAGACAGCUGGCUGAGGCCCUGCAGCUCUGCCUCCUGAACCCAGAGCUCACCAGGGAAUGGUAUGGCCCCCGGAGCCCUCUGUUGUACCCAGAACUCCAGGAAGACUUCCUGGACUCUCUCUACACUCUCAAUGGCAUGGCCUUCAACUUGGACCUGCAGCGGCAAGAUCUGGAUGAGGCCUGGCCCAUGUUCUCAGAAUCACGCUGUUCCAAUUCCAGCCAGAUCCAAGGAAGAAGACCCGGGAAAACCAAAGAUGCCCCAAAGGAGAUCCCAGCUGUAUAUGAAGGUCCCACAGGAGUCCAGCUAGACGAGCCACACACCAGUCAAGCCAGCUGUCUGCAAGAUGCACCCAGGGGACACCAGUUGGUUAGAGUCCCUGAAUCCCAACAACAAAGGCAUCUUUCCUGCUUUUUGGAAAAGAAGAAAGAAGACUCCAGGAGCCUCGAAUCCUCCCAGAGCUUGGGGGAUGCAGAGUGGGAGGAGCUGGACCAGAAGGAGGGAGCCCCAUGGAUUGAAAUCUUCCUGGAGAGCUCCACACCCAGCAUCCCGGGGCAGGGGGCCAAGGGGCCUCAGAGGCAGGUGAUAGGGAGGGAGGCUGAGGGCAGAGGGCUUCUGCCAACUGCAAAGGGUCAGAGAACCACAGAGGGGACUCAUGAGGGAGGAUCAGAGUGGGGUCAUGUCCAGAAGCUGCUGGCCUCCAUCCCCAGAGGGGCAACAGAGGAAGCAACACCAGGGAUCAGACAAGAAUGGGAGGGGCCGAGAGCUCUGGGAGAGUCCUUAUUCUUUCAGGGCCUGGGAACACAGGAAGGCUCCCCCACAACAGUGAAGCCACAGAAGCACAUGGGAAUGGCCAGUGUGGUCAGAAGGGAGGAACAAGCUGAAGUGCCCCUGCAGGACAUGGUCGAGAGCCUCAGGCACGAGCUUCAGAAGGCCAGGGAGCAGGCCGAGUGCCAGGAGCAGCUGCUGAGAGAAGGGGAGCAGGAGCUGCAGGCACUUCGAGAGCAGCUCCGCAGGUGUCAGGAAGAGAGAGCCCUGCUACAGACACAGCUGGAACAGAAACAACAGGAGGCUGAGAGGAGAGACGCCAUGUACCAGGAGGAGCUUGGAGGACAGCGGGACCUGAUUCAGCUCAUGAAGAAGCGGGUGUUGGAACUGAUUCAGGAGAAGGACCACCUGUGGCAGAGGCUCCAGCAUGUCUCUUCCACGGCCCCUGGGUGCUGUGUCGGCUGUGGCAAGAUCUUUGGCCGACUGUCUCGGCGGUAUCCAUGCAGGGUCUGUGGAGGCCUGCUCUGCCACGCCUGCUCUGCAGAUUACAAGAAGAGAGAGCGCUGCUGCCCACUCUGUGCCCAGGGAGUGGAUGCCCAUGUCCCCUGA
Otolemur garnettii (small-eared galago) is the source of this 1707-nucleotide messenger RNA. It is a transcript of the gene RUFY4, whose product is annotated as RUN and FYVE domain containing 4. Lineage: Eukaryota; Metazoa; Chordata; Mammalia; Primates; Galagidae. The record is from RefSeq and is a predicted model, not a curated record. Gene Ontology annotation, biological process: positive regulation of macroautophagy. Bases 1 to 1707 code for a protein of 568 amino acids. The transcript is spliced from 11 exons.